Messenger RNA from Medicago truncatula (barrel medic), 558 nucleotides. RefSeq lists its product as uncharacterized. NCBI's taxonomy places the organism in Eukaryota, Viridiplantae, Streptophyta, Magnoliopsida, Fabales, Fabaceae. The transcript is spliced from 2 exons. The record is from RefSeq and is a predicted model, not a curated record. Bases 55 to 408 code for a protein of 117 amino acids.
AACUAACUUCAUAAUGUAUUCAUUUUUAAUAAGAAACUCUUAAUUGUAGUAAAGAUGAAAACCAAGUUGUCUAUUGUCAUGUGCUUUUGGACAAUAGUUUUUAUCUAUGUUGGAGCAAUUGCGCCUUCUGAAUAUGGAAAAAAUUGUGUGUUUGGUAAAAUAGAAGAAUCAGAUACAUACAUUGAGGUUGAUGGCCUUGCAUCCUGGUCAGGCGGAGGUGCAAUAUGGAAAAGCCCCUUUAAAUACUCCAACGGACGUGGUGGAGGAAACACAAAUGAAGGUGGUGGUGGAAUCGUCGUAAAUUUUCCUAGUGGUGGUAAAAGGGGCAGAGGUGUAAACGUGAUAGAUUUUCCCGGUGGUGGAAAGGGGGGCAAGCCAAGCAUUGAGAAAGCCUACAUAAAAAACUAGACGCAUAUACAUGUAUGAUGUAUCCCAUGCUGAUGCAAUAUCAAAUGUUGUAAGAAAUGUAAAAUAAAAUUUACACCUUGUAGUGAUACAUGAAUUGAUAAUAAUAAGAUUGGUGUUAUACACCACACUUAAGCCUCUUCUUAAGGUACC